AUGACCAAUCCUCAGCCUACAAUAGAAGGCGGUGUUUCAGAAGUUGAGAUAAUUUCACAACAAGUGGAAGAAGAGACCAAAAGCAUUGCUCCUGUACAGCUUGUUAAUUUUGCUUAUCGAGAUCUGCCUUUAGCUGCGCUUGAUCUGUCUGUGGCUGGGUCCCAGCUUUUGUCAAAUUUGGAUGAAGAAUACCAAAGAGAAGGAUCUAACUGGCUAAAACCGUGCUGUGGGAGACGAGCAGCUGUGUGGCAGGUAUUUUUGCUCAGUGCAAGUCUCAACAGUUUCCUGGUAGCCUGUGUAGUAUUGGUGGUGAUUCUUCUGACUCUGGAACUCCUAAUAGAUAUAAAGCUUCUUCAGUUUUCAAGUGCUUCACAGUUUGCAGGAGUAAUUCACUGGAUCAGCCUAGUCAUCCUGUCUGUUUUCUUUUCAGAGACUGUUUUGAGGAUUGUGGUCCUUGGCAUAUGGGAUUACAUUGAAAACAAAAUAGAGGUGUUUGAUGGUGCUGUCAUAAUCUUGUCCUUGGCACCAAUGGUGGCCUCAACAGUGGCUAAUGGCCCCAGCAGCCCGUGGGAUGCUAUCAGCCUUAUUAUCACACUACGAAUAUGGAGAGUGAAGAGGAUCAUUGAUGCAUAUGUCCUUUCAGUGAAAGUGGAGAUGGAGAUGAUGAUUCAGCAAUAUGAGAAGGCAAAGGUUAUUCAAGAUGAGCAGCUGGAAAGACUAACCCAGAUCUGCCAAGAACAAGGGUUUGAAAUCAGGCAGCUGAGGGCCCACCUUGCCCAGCAGGAUUUGGACCUGGCUGCAGAGAGAGAGGCUGCACUGCAGGUCCCACAUGUACUGAACAAACAGAGCAGCAACAGAUACAAGGUGGUAGCAACUGAUGAUUCAGAUGAUGACACCACUGACAACAUCACUGAGUUGCAGCCUUCACGAGAGGACGACAUGAACAAUUACAUCAGUCGAUACUACAAUGAGCCUAGCAGUGACAGUGGUGUCCCUGAGGCCAUCUGCGUGGUGACCACUGCUGCCAUUGACGUCCACCGCCCCAAUAUCUCUUCUGACCUCUUCACUGUGGAGGUGCCACUGCGCCUGGGCAGCACUGGGACAUCUGCCAGCAUUACGUCAGGCAGCGCCUCACGCUCGACCGUCAGCUCAGGCACUCAGGCCUGCAGCGAGAGCAGCCAGACUCUGGGCUCCUCCCCGGACUGCAGCACAGCCUGUGCUGACACUGUGGAGACUGGCGCUGGCCCACGGGCUGACCGUGCACCCACCCAGCAGCGGGUGGCCCAGACCAUGGUACAGGAGUUACUGUCAUCCCUCUCAGAAGAAGCCUGCCUGGCACAGAAGGGGUUGGAUCCUGUGAAUCUGAAGCUGCCCAGUCCUGUGGGGGCCAGCCCAAACCUGGGCCCUCGGCUCAGCAUCUACAACCACAGGAACCAGGAGAACCUUGAUGUCUUCCAGCUCAAGCCACUCAUUGACUGCCCCCAGGGUGGCCCAAUGAUUGAUGAGAAGUAUGGGGCAGUGGGGCCCCCAGAGCCACGGCUGGGCCAGGUUCCUGAGGCUUAG
Molecule: messenger RNA, 1563 nt
Organism: Indicator indicator
Lineage: Eukaryota; Metazoa; Chordata; Aves; Piciformes; Indicatoridae
Gene: TMEM266
Product: transmembrane protein 266
Exons: 10
Coding region: 1-1563 (520 amino acids)
Biological process (GO): transmembrane transport; monoatomic ion transport
Cellular component (GO): plasma membrane
Molecular function (GO): voltage-gated channel activity; monoatomic ion channel activity
Source: RefSeq, a predicted model, not a curated record